This is a messenger RNA of Micromonas pusilla CCMP1545, 974 nucleotides long. RefSeq lists its product as uncharacterized. The coding region runs from base 31 to 708 and encodes 225 amino acids. Gene Ontology annotation, cellular component: endoplasmic reticulum. Gene Ontology annotation, biological process: protein folding. Gene Ontology annotation, molecular function: protein disulfide isomerase activity. The transcript has 3 exons. NCBI's taxonomy places the organism in Eukaryota, Viridiplantae, Chlorophyta, Mamiellophyceae, Mamiellales, Mamiellaceae. The record is from RefSeq and is a predicted model, not a curated record.
CGACGCCCUCGCACGACGACACCACCGAUCAUGGCUCGCGUCAUCGCUUACGUCGCCCUCGCGCUCGCGCUCUGCGUCCUCGGCGCGGACGCCGCCGCCGUGGACCUCACGUCGAAGACCUUCGACAAGGAGGUCUUCGACUCCGGGAAGUCCGCGUUCGUGAAGUUCUUCGCUCCCUGGUGCGGCCACUGCAAGGCGCUCAAGCCGGCGUGGGACAAGCUCGGGGACGAGCACAAGUCCAGCAAGACCGUCGUCAUCGCCGACGUCGACUGCACGAAGGAGCAAGACCUGUGCCAAAAGUACGGCGUGUCCGGAUACCCGACGCUGAAGUACUUCACCGGCGCGACCGCCGCCACGGGCGACGCGUACAACGGCGGGCGCGACUUCGACACCCUCAGCGCGUGGGCGAAGGAUAACCUCGGCCCGUCCUGCGGCGCGGAGAACAUCGACCUCUGCGACGACGACCAGAAGGCGGCCAUCAAGGCGAAGAUGGCCAUGUCCGAGGCGGAUCUGGACAAGGAGGUCGAGGGGUUCGAGACGGAGAUGAAGACCGCGGAGACGGAGCUCGAGGAGCUGCUCAAAUCGCUUCAGGCGCAGUACGAGGCGGGGAAGCAGAAGAAGGACGACGUCACCGCGGACGUGUCCCCGAAGCUCGCGAUGCUGCGCUCGGUGAAGCGCGCCAAGGCGGCCGGGAAGACGGAGUUGUAAACUUCCGCCGUUCGAUCCGGUCCGAACCCUCUCUCGAGGGAGCGCUCCGGUCGGGGGGGAGGCUGGCGAGGCGGGCCUCUGGAGGGAGGGGAGGACGAUCGAUUCGACGUCACGUGACGGCCGCGCGCGCGCGAGCCUGAUUUGAUCGAUCGAUCACGCAUCGCGAUCGACAGACGCGUCGGAACGCCCUCCGUCCGUCGCCGGUUUUCCCGCGCGAGAAACGCGACGAAAGAGACGAAACGAAACGAAAGAAACGAAAGCGUCGC